AUCAUUCACUUCAGAAACUUUUUCCUACCAGGAUCCAGUUUCAAUAGUGAGUAAGACAUGUACUUCUCAUACUGAACUGACGCAGAAAGGGUUUUAUGUUUGACCUGUUCUUCGAGUUUGAAUUUUAAUCAAGGGUGUAAUUAUAGCUUUUAUACAACAAUGCUGCGGUUAUUUGCUCCUCUAUUUUUGCUCCUGGUUGCUGUCACAUCCAGUAUAGGCACGGCAAUCACAAAAAGGCCACCUCAAACACUGUCAAGAGGUUGGGGGGAUGAUAUAACAUGGGUUCAAUCCUAUGAAGAAGGACUUAACAAAGCAAAAAAAAGCAACAAGCCAUUAAUGAUCAUCCAUCACUUGCAAGACUGCAGGCACUGCCUUGCACUGAAGAAAGCUUUUGCUGAAAAUGAAGAAAUCCAGGCUAUGGCUGACAAAGAUUUCAUCAUGUUAAAUCUAAUCCAUGAAACCACUGACAAGAACCUUGCACCUGAUGGCCAUUAUGUGCCCCGUAUAAUAUUUGUGGAUCCUUCUUUGACUGUGAGAGCAGAUAUCGUCGGAAGGUACUCAAAUCGGCUCUAUGCAUAUGAACCACAAAAUAUUCAGCUCUUGAUUGAAAACAUGAAGAAAUCAAAACACUUGUUGCCAUCUGAGCUAUAAUGAAGUGCAGCAGCGAUACUUGUUUUUACUUGAGAGAGGCACUGGGAUUUAAUUUUUUCACUUUUACAGUUUCCAUUUAAUGACUUAAUCCACAUCCUCUACUGCCCAAAAUCAAUAUGCAAGGAAUUAUCUAAAUCUUGCCACAUGUUUCUUUGCUUUCAUCAAUAUUCAAUUACAUGGUGGAUUAAUAAAUAAAUAUUUUGGAAUAAUCUAAUUUUGAUCAUGUUUGAUUAUUUUUUUCAUGUCCAAUGUGCAAUAAUAAAACACUAGAAAUGUUAUCCUCUUUACAAUGAAUUAAUACUGCACUCUUACUACACUUUUUAAAAAAUGUAUUAAGUAAAUGAAACUCCUUGCCCAUGUUGCAAUGACCCUGAAUAAGCAUGUUUACAAAGUAUUGGGUUGCUUUAUAGUAUAUAUUUGUUUGCACUAUGAGUUUAACAUACGUCUCUCCAUGCAUCAGGGAUCAUGUCUGAAAAUGUCCAGUUAGAAUUAUCAAUAACAAAAAAUAAAAGUUUUAUGAAAAU
This is a messenger RNA of Carcharodon carcharias (great white shark), 1175 nucleotides long. Its product is annotated as anterior gradient protein 3-like. Gene Ontology annotation, cellular component: endoplasmic reticulum. Lineage: Eukaryota; Metazoa; Chordata; Chondrichthyes; Lamniformes; Lamnidae. The transcript has 7 exons. The record is from RefSeq and is a predicted model, not a curated record. The coding region runs from base 160 to 651 and encodes 163 amino acids.